AUGGAAUAUAACCAAACUGCCUCAAAAUGGUUGCCAUCCUUCCCGGGGUUUGAUUUGCUGGUGGGUGAGGCCACACAAGGUGGACAGAUCCAAUGGGCCCCACCCAUCUCGCUGGUACAAAAGCUCAUGCCGUUUGCUGUCAAACUUGAACUGGGGGGCCUUUUUGGGGCUGGUGGCUCAGGUGUUGUGAUGGCGAGUGGCGCGCCUGUGUUUCCUGUGUUUGGGUGGAAAAGGACGGGAGAUGCCGGCGCUGUCUCCAUGCUCCUUUAUUCGACGGACGACGGCCAAACGUGGGCGCUCUCAGCGGGGAUGCUCCCCGCUGGCUGCGCUUCGUCCCUCCUCGCCGAGUGGGAGGCGGGGCAGCUUCUCAUGAUUGCCGAUUGUGUGUUUAGCCGCAGGGUGUUCGAGUCGAGGGACAUGGGGGCAACGUGGACGGAGUCUGUCAGCACACUCUCGCGCGUGCAGGGAGAUUUUGGAUCAAACCCUUUGCAACGGCCUCGGCGUGUGACGUCCCUCACCACCGCGACGAUUGCUGGAACGAGGGUCAUGCUGUACACCCAGAAAAACUACCCACUCGGGGAGGCGGAGGCGGAGGCAAAGGAUCUUUUUCUUUGGGCCACCGACAACAACCGGACGUUUCGCGUCGGGCCCAUUUCCAUGGACGCUGAUGGGAAUAUCACACUCUCCAGCGCCCUGCUGUACUCGAACGAUAAACUGCACUUUUUGCAGGAGAGAGGCAGCGGAACAACGAACGUGAGCCUGAUUUUGUCCCCCCUGGCGGAGGAGUUGAAGACAAUCACGUCGGUCUUGGGCACUUGGGCAGAGCUGGACUCCGCCUUCUCCAAGUCGUCUGUGCCCACGGCCGGCCUGGUUGGAUUCCUGUCGGAUGCGUCGAGUGAUGCAACGUGGGACGACGCGUACCGUUGCCUGAACGCAGUUGUGACGAAUGGAAAGAAGGUCGACAAUGGCUUUGAGUUCACUGGGGCCGGGUCCUACGCCUUUUGGCCAGUGAACAUGUGGCAGUAUGGUAACGUGUACGGCUUUGUGAAUUACGAGUUCACGCUUGUGGCGACGGUGACCAUCCAUCAGGCUCCGAGGGGGAGC
Trypanosoma conorhini is the source of this 1104-nucleotide messenger RNA. RefSeq names its product group II trans-sialidase superfamily. The record is from RefSeq and is a predicted model, not a curated record. Gene Ontology annotation, molecular function: exo-alpha-sialidase activity. Gene Ontology annotation, cellular component: membrane; cytoplasm; intracellular membrane-bounded organelle. Gene Ontology annotation, biological process: ganglioside catabolic process; oligosaccharide catabolic process. The transcript has a single exon. The annotation marks the transcript as partial. Lineage: Eukaryota; Euglenozoa; Kinetoplastea; Trypanosomatida; Trypanosomatidae.